AUGCAAUUUAACAUACUCCACCCAGCACCUAUGUACCCACCCGCAGCGCAUGUGCCAAUGUACGGCGUACAGUACGACACAGCGACGGGUGGUUGGGCGUCAGUACCGUACGAUGUCACGGUGACGAGGAACGAAGGUGAGGGCUUCGGUUUCGUCGUCAUCUCCUCAGCAAAUAAAGCCACUAGUACUAUCGGUCAACUGAUCCCUAACUCCCCCGCCGCUCGCUGCGGCUACCUCCACGUCGGAGACACCAUCGUCGCCAUAAACCACAUGCCGAUUCGUAACCUGCCCCACCCCGAAGUGGUCGGCCUCAUCAAGCAUUCCGGUACCACUGUCACCCUCACGGUACUCCCUCCCGAAAGACAAGACUGA
This is a messenger RNA of Arctia plantaginis, 372 nucleotides long. NCBI's taxonomy places the organism in Eukaryota, Metazoa, Arthropoda, Insecta, Lepidoptera, Erebidae. The record is from the annotation of a GenBank genome assembly.